Colletotrichum navitas is the source of this 912-nucleotide messenger RNA. RefSeq names its product methyltransferase domain-containing protein. Bases 1 to 912 code for a protein of 303 amino acids. The transcript has 9 exons. NCBI's taxonomy places the organism in Eukaryota, Fungi, Ascomycota, Sordariomycetes, Glomerellales, Glomerellaceae. The record is from RefSeq and is a predicted model, not a curated record.
AUGGCCGGCCCAGCGAAUAAUCCACCAGUAGCCGCUGCCCCUCCACAGUUGGAAACGGUCUCACCAGUAGAUGAAAGGUCACCCGAGACUGAACUUGAGCCAGCCGUGAUUGAAGUCGAGGAUACCGACGAUCUGAACGAGUCGGCAUCCAACAUCGACGACCGAAUUUCUACGUACACGGCGUCUGUUUCCUCAAGUGUCAUCGAUCAUCCUACCGAGAAUGGUCGCCGGUAUCACGCCUUCAGAGCAGGUGAGGCCACGGAAGUGGGAGAGCUCCUUCCUAACUCAGAGGUCAUCGGCAACGACUUGAGUGCAAACCAACCAACUUGUCCCACCCCACCUAACGUCAAGUUCGAGAUUGAUGAUGUUGAAAGCCCUUGGGUGAACGCUUAUAAGUUCGACUUCAUCUUCUGUCGGCACAUGGUAGGUGCCAUUGCUGACUGGCCAAAGCUGAUGAGCAACAUCUACGAGGAGCUCAGGAGUACGAACCCUGGCGGGUGGGUGGAAUUUCAAGACUACGACCUUCUCUAUACCUCAGAAGACGGCUCAUUGACAGAAGAACACCAAACACUCAAGUGGAUUCGUCUUAUUCUUGAAGCCUGCGACAAAAUGGGUCGCGAUGGUCAGGCCGGGUUUGUCAACAUCGCCCAUGAGAAGUUCAUAGUGUCGAUAGGACCAUGGCCAAAGGACACGCAUCACAAGGAUGUUGGGAUGUGCAACUUGAUCCAGAUGUUGGAUGGAUUGGAGGCGUUUAGCUUGAGGGUGUUUUGUGGUGUGCUGGGAUGGACAAGGGCCGAGGUACUGGUGUUGCUUGCGAUGGUGCGCAAAGAUUUGAAAUCUUGCAAGUUUCACGCCAAGUAUUAUUUCCACGUGGUAUACGCCCAGAAACCAGGGGCCACUGAUCGAAAGUAG